AUGGUUGAGGUUGGAUCAAACUUUUUCCAGUUCAAGUUCAAGACGGAGUUUGAGAUGGAGAGGAUUAUUAAAAGCGGUCCGUGGUCUUUUGAUAACCAAGUGCUCAUGGUGAAGCGGUGGAAACAGGGGAUGACGGCGGGGAACGUUCAGUUUGACUUAGUAGCGUUAUGGGUUCAGAUUUGGGGGGCACCUUUUGAUAUGGCCUCCCCAACAGUUGUAGCGGAGAUAGGAAGUCGGUUAGGGAGAGUGAAGGAGGUUGAGAAGCGCCAAAAGUUGGAGACUCAGAACAUGUUCAUGCGGGUUAACGUGGCUAUCCCGAUAUCAAAACCAAUACAUAGGGGUGGAUUCAUUGCAGGGACAGAUGGGCAGCGUACAUGGGUGACGUUCAGAUACAAGCGUCUCCCUAUGUUUUGUCAUUGGUGUGGAUUAAUGGGUCACGACCUGAAGCAUUGUGCGUUGCAUUUCGCUGCAUUGAAGAAUGGAGGUUCGGUGACAUGCCAAUAUGGAGAAUGGCUGAAGUCUAUCGGCGGCCGGCCUCGGUCACCUUCAAGGAAGGAUACUACUCAUAAAAACACGACCUAA
Molecule: messenger RNA, 582 nt
Organism: Quercus robur (English oak)
Lineage: Eukaryota; Viridiplantae; Streptophyta; Magnoliopsida; Fagales; Fagaceae
Exons: 1
Coding region: 1-582 (193 amino acids)
Source: RefSeq, a predicted model, not a curated record